CUCUCUUUUGUCUGAUCUUAUUUGAGUUCUUGACCGGGCAGAACCUUAGAUCACGGCUCAGUUCUAGCAAUAUUUCACACUGAUCACUUUCGACUCAAGAUCAGUAUGUCUGCGUAUUUCAAAUAUUCCAAGAGCUGGGAUCGCAUCUUAUUUCACAGUCUGGGAGAAGGCCGCCGAUUAGUCCCAAAAUCGCCACGCCGGUUUCUUCAGGCGGUUUCACAGAGCAACUCAUAUCAUGUGGGUUUUGAUCCAUAUAUUCAUACACAAGGACGCUGGCUCAACCGGGACAAAUAUCACCGCGAGUCUCGUGUUCUUAAAUUUGACUUCGAUGCUUUGAUGCAAAGAGCUGUCCGUGCCAGCCCGGGAGCUCGAUAUGUCAUCGAUUGCGAGAAGCGGGACGGCAGUUUCAACCGGGUAUUUGUGAUUCGUCUCGAUAAUCAGAGGACAGUCAUUGCUCGCCUUCCUUUCGACCAUGCGGGCCCUGCUGGCCUCACAUUACGUUCAGAGGUAGCUACAUUGCAAUAUGUCAAGCAGAAGACUUCGAUACCUGUUCCGCGAGUUCUUGCCUGGAGCGCUGACGCCACAAACCCUAUCGGCGCAGAGUAUAUCAUCAUGGAAGAAUUACCAGGAGUUCUUCUGCAGAAUGUCUGGGAUGAGAUGAAAAUUGCGGAUCAACUUCGUUGCAUUCAAGCGCUCGGUCACUUUUGUAAAGAGUUAUGCGAGCCAAAAUUUCCGGCUUACGGUUCGCUAUUCCUUAGAGAUGAGGCCUCACGGAAUACAAUUCCUGUCGACGAGACUUACUGCAUUGGACCUGUAUGUAUGCCAACACAAUGGGGACACACUCCAGAAUGUGAUUUCGUCGCACCUGUGAUGGAAGGAUACCAGGGCCCUUGGUGCAAAAUGGAUGAUUACUUCUCAGACCAGAUCACGCGAGCCAGGCUCUGUACUCAAGCGGGGUCUGCGCCCCUCAAAGAACGGCAUCUUCAGCUGAUAAAUAUCUUUCAGCGAUGUAUAGACCGCCUCAAGGCCGCAAACAUUGUGCAGCAUGCUGCAGUGGAACCGAUCUUAUCGCAUCCCGAUUUUCACACACGAAACAUUCUCGUUGCUGCCGAAGACCACGGCAGAAUCACUGGGGUUAUCGAUUGGCGAUCUGCUGCCAUCGAGCCAGCCUUUCUGUUCGCAGCGACGACUCCAGACUUCGCCGUGGACCCCCCUAUGACGGGAUAUGAAGCAUUAUUGACGAAGGAACAAAUGAAAACCUGGAAACAGACUAAGACCAAGUUAGAGUCUUGCAGUCAGAAGUGGACCUCUGUGCGACACGCUUGUGAGAAAUUUCGACCAGCUUUUCGCUUCGAUCCCACCCUUCUUCAUUUUCUUGCGGCUCCCUAUGUAGGCUGGGUUGACAACGAAAAGAUAUUGCUGACAUCGCUGAAGAACCUUGCGGACAAAUGGGAGACUCUGAGAUUACCUGGGCCGCCAAUCGAAAUCCCAGAACAUCCUGGUGACGAAGAUCGUCUCGAUGAGCUUGAGAGUCGCCGCGGUCUGCAACAGCAUCUUAUGCACUGUCUAGAUUGCAACCAUGAUGGAUGGAUUCCUCAUAGUCGGUGGGAGGAGGUUCUGCCAAAAUAUCUUUCCGAGUACGAUCGUUUCCUGCAAUGCAGCAUAUCGUGCGGGGAGUAUAACAGUGAGGAGGAAGCCACGGCGCUGACGAACCGGGUAUGGCCAUGGGAUCAUCGAUGGCAUUCGACAUUCAUGUAAAGCCUACCGGGGUAUGCUCUGAUAUUGAACUUCACUGGGACUUUGGAGGACAUUUGGGGAACCUUAUGCAAGGCCUCAGGACGG
Messenger RNA from Dissoconium aciculare CBS 342.82, 1842 nucleotides. RefSeq lists its product as uncharacterized. The coding region runs from base 106 to 1758 and encodes 550 amino acids. NCBI's taxonomy places the organism in Eukaryota, Fungi, Ascomycota, Dothideomycetes, Mycosphaerellales, Dissoconiaceae. The record is from RefSeq and is a predicted model, not a curated record. Gene Ontology annotation, cellular component: mitochondrion. The transcript is spliced from 3 exons.